Messenger RNA from Propithecus coquereli (Coquerel's sifaka), 2412 nucleotides. It is a transcript of the gene MKNK1, whose product is annotated as MAP kinase interacting serine/threonine kinase 1. Gene Ontology annotation, molecular function: calcium/calmodulin-dependent protein kinase activity; calmodulin binding; calcium-dependent protein serine/threonine kinase activity. Gene Ontology annotation, biological process: protein autophosphorylation; peptidyl-serine phosphorylation; intracellular signal transduction. Lineage: Eukaryota; Metazoa; Chordata; Mammalia; Primates; Indriidae. The record is from RefSeq and is a predicted model, not a curated record. Gene Ontology annotation, cellular component: cytoplasm; nucleus. The transcript is spliced from 13 exons. Bases 100 to 1365 code for a protein of 421 amino acids.
AGACAGAGUUUCAAAAACGACUCUCCUUCAACAAGUUCUGUUUCCGAGGAAAGUCUUAACCAUUUGGCCCUUCUGGCGUAUCCGCUUCCACUGAAAUCCAUGCAGAAUAGACCAGAGAUGGGCAGCAGCGAGCCCCUUCCCAUCGCAGAGGGCGACAAGAGGAAGAAGAAGAAGCGGAAGGCCCGGGCCACUGACUCCUCUCCAGGAAAGUUUGAAGAUGUGUACAAGUUGACCUCGGAAUUGCUCGGAGAGGGAGCCUACGCCAAAGUUCAAGGUGCCGUGAGCCUGCAGAAUGGCAAAGAGUACGCUGUCAAAAUCAUCGAAAAACAAGCAGGGCACAGUCGGAGCAGGGUAUUUCGAGAGGUGGAGACGCUCUAUCAGUGUCAAGGAAAUAAGAACAUUUUGGAGCUGAUUGAGUUCUUUGAAGAUGACACAAGGUUUUACUUGGUCUUUGAGAAAUUGCAAGGAGGCUCCAUCCUCGCCCACAUCCAGAAGCGGAAGCAUUUCAAUGAGCGAGAAGCCAGCCGAGUGGUGCGGGAUGUUGCUGCUGCCCUUGACUUCCUGCAUACCAAAGGCAUUGCUCAUCGUGAUCUGAAGCCAGAAAAUAUAUUGUGUGAAUCUCCAGAAAAGGUGUCUCCGGUGAAAAUCUGUGACUUUGACUUGGGCAGUGGGGUGAAACUGAACAACUCCUGUACCCCCAUAACCACACCAGAGCUCACCACCCCGUGUGGCUCUGCAGAGUACAUGGCCCCCGAGGUGGUGGAGGUCUUCACGGACCAGGCCACUUUCUAUGACAAGCGCUGUGACCUAUGGAGCCUGGGCGUGGUUCUCUACAUCAUGCUGAGCGGCUACCCCCCGUUUGUCGGUCACUGCGGGGCCGACUGUGGCUGGGACCGGGGCGAGGUCUGCAGGGUGUGCCAGAACAAGCUGUUUGAGAGCAUCCAGGAAGGCAAGUAUGAGUUUCCGGACAAGGACUGGGCGCACAUCUCCAGCGAGGCCAAAGACCUCAUCUGCAGGCUCCUGGUGCGAGAUGCCAAGCAGAGACUCAGCGCUGCCCAGGUCCUGCAGCACCCGUGGGUGCAGGGGCAAGCUCCAGAAAGGGGACUCCCCACGCCGCAAGUCCUCCAGAGGAACAGCAGCACAAUGGACCUGACGUUGUUCGCUGCGGAGGCCAUCGCCCUUAACCGCCAGCUGUCACAGCACGAGGAGAACGCACUGGCAGAGGAGCCAGAGGCACUGGCUGAGGGCCUCUGCUCCAUGAAGCUUUCUCCUCCCUCCAAGUCUCGCCUGGCCCGCCGGCGGGCCCUGGCCCAGGCAGGCCGCAGUGGAGAUGAGGGACCGUGCCCGACACCCGCAGCAUUCUGAGCCACUCUGGUCACACCUCGUAGACUCCAGGCCUAUCCAUUCAUGGCCCCUGUGGAAACCUGUGUGGCCAAAGUUGGCAGAAAGGCAGUGGGGCCUGCACUGUGGCUCCAUCAGGCCUUUUCUCUACAAAGGCCCUGAGGUUCCCACUCAACCCCCUAUUUCCCCAGGGUCCUGGAGGUAAAAGCUUUUUCCUAAGGGGUUGUCUUUGAAAAGGAAAGCAAUCACUUGUCACUUUGCAUAAUCGCCUGUGGCGGGAACAUCUCUUUGCUGGGCUCCACCUGCUCACCCGCCUGCGGAUACGGAUCCAGCUCUCACCGCUGGGAGGCGCUGGGGCUGCAGCCUUCAGGGAGCCAGCUUCCAGAAGCCAGGAGCAUCCGUUGACAGCAUCCGUUGACAGCGGCCUCUUCCCUCUCUGCACUAUCACCCUCCUCUGGUCGUCCUCCCACCUUCCUCUGUCCUCCGCAUGUCCUCUUUGCCUGUCCUCUCCCUUGGCUGAGCAAAGCCAUCCCCUCAAUUCAGGGCAGGGCAGGAGCCUUCCUCGUUCAGGAAGCCAGAUCAGUCUUCCAGUGUGUAGCACAGAGAAGCACAUAAUCUUUCUUCGCCGUGACCGAAAUGUGCUCCUCAUUUAUCAUCCUCUUCUUCGUUCGUGAUUGCUGCUAAAGUCCGUAUGUCAUUUUUAUAAAGUUUAUUUUGAACCAGGCUCUUCCAGCAAAGGUGGGACUUAAAACUCCCACCGCAAGCCCGCGGACUUCCCAGAGCACGUAACGGCUUGCUCUUCUUUCAGGAAUGUCCACGCGUUUAGGUUUUCAUGAGCUGUUCCCUGUCAUUCUAACUGGUUUCGAGCUGUUACUGUGAGGAGCAACUUAGGGACAGUGGAGACAGUGUUGGUGUCAAGUCUUGCAUGGAGGGCGGCGCAGGACUGGGCAGUUCGAUGGAGCCCUGCGCCAGAGGCCAAGCCAGGUUAGAGCAGCCCCAGACUGCAUGAAGGUACAGCCCCCGUCACAAGAGCUGAGCUAUUGAUUGACAUAAAGAAAAUAGAUUUGCACA